Lindgomyces ingoldianus is the source of this 2058-nucleotide messenger RNA. RefSeq lists its product as uncharacterized. Gene Ontology annotation, biological process: dephosphorylation; L-serine biosynthetic process. The record is from RefSeq and is a predicted model, not a curated record. Gene Ontology annotation, cellular component: cytoplasm. The transcript is spliced from 2 exons. Lineage: Eukaryota; Fungi; Ascomycota; Dothideomycetes; Pleosporales; Lindgomycetaceae. Gene Ontology annotation, molecular function: magnesium ion binding. The coding region runs from base 1 to 2058 and encodes 685 amino acids.
AUGUCUACUUCUAGCGAUGAUACAUCUCGCACCCCACGCCUCCACGAUGGCCCCGUGGUCAUUGGGAUCUACGGACUUCCUGGCUGCGGAAAAACCCAUCUCAAAGAGAAGUUGAAGGAGCGUCUCAAGGAUCAUGAAGUGGCGUUCUACGAUGGAUCUGAAGUUUUAUCCAGGAUUGUUAAAGGUGGAAUCGAUACGUUUAAGAAAUUGGAAACAGAUCUGCAGAGUGCCUGGCGGCACAAGGCGAUCGAGAUGAUAAAUAACGAGUGCUUUAAAAACAAGAAGACUGGGGUCGUCACGGGUCAUGCCAUGUUCUGGAAGGAGGGAGAGAAAGACCCAGCGGUGAUUUACACGAAAAAGGACCUGGAUGUCUACACGCACAUGAUAUAUCUGAAGGUUAAUCCCAGCGUAAUUGCAAAAAGAAGGCGCAACGACACAGAGAAAAUCCGCCCGCUAGAUUCCAUCGGGCACUUGGAGAAGUGGCAGCGGAGUGAAAGCAUGGAGCUGCGCAAGCUUUGCCGCAUCAAUAAGAUACUUUUCACAACUGUAUCUUCGGAAAAAGUCUCAAAGUUCCUUUGCGAUUUUCGAAUCCACAACGAGAAAAUGAACCUGUCCACCGCCGAGAAUAUGUUGGACAACAUCAUGACCCAAAGCAGGGAAACGCCAGCAACAAUGCUUGUAUUCGACGGCGACGGGACUUUGACACCCAGCGAUACGGGCAUUAUGUUUUUCCAGAAGAUCUCCAACGCUCAGUAUCCGAACGGUAACCAAAACCCAUUGAAAGAAUUGUUCAGCGAUUCAAAAUGGGGACAUUCCUAUGCUGCGUUCCGUCAAGCCACAUUGAUGUACGAGGACGCAGCUGAUGAACUCAACUUUGGUGCGUUGUGUGAGAAAGUCGCUAUGGAAGUAAAGAUGUACCCGGAAUUUGUGAACUUGCUGCAGCUAGUAGCUGAGAACAGGGAACGCAGUGUUAGCGCCAUCGUGGUUACGUCUGGUUUGCAGCUAGUCUGGCAGAAGAUUCUGGAAAAGGCGGGUCUCGCCAACACCGUGAAGGUUAUCGGGGGAGGACGAGUCGCUAAUAGAAUCGUCGUCACAGCGGAAGUCAAAGCCGCCUUGGUUUCUCGAUUGAAACACUCCCACAAUAUCAAGCAUGUUUGCGCGUUCGGUGAUAGUCCGCUCGAUCUGGAAAUGUUACGCAAAGCGGAUGAAGCGGUGGUCGUAGUUGGCGACAAAGAGACCAGAAGUAAGUCAAUGGAGGCGAAGCUGGGUGCUGCAAUCCGAGACGAGGUUCUGAAAGUGGCUCGCCAGGUAGUUCUUCCAAGCAGCGUAACUCCAAGGUUGGACACAACGAAGCUCCCCCUUGUCGACAUUACGAGGCAAGAUUUCGUCGACUCUGUUUUUGGUACCAAUUCUCGGUUCGCCGGACUUCGCUUCUACCACGCAACGGAGAAGAGUUCCACUAAGCUACUCGCAACUUUAAUGCGCGAUUCUGCUUCUGCCGGUCCUGCCCUUCGGGAAGUCCACCGCCGCUGCGGAUUUUACCUGGCAACGAAAUUCUUGGGCAAGACCGAUAUCAUCGGCCUUGAAGAAUGCACAAUCUCCCACGUGUUGGGUGUGCGUGCGAUCGGGUACCGACUCUUGUAUGAACAGAAAACGUUGAUAGUCGCCUUGAUGCGUGGCGGAGAGCCUAUGGCCUUCGGAGUCAACGACGCCUUCCCACUCGCGGCGUUCAAACACGCGGACGCUACCACAGAUCUACAACUCGAACACAUACAGGGCAUGUAUUCCGUCAUCUUGGUUGAUUGCGUUGUGAACAGUGGUAGCACGGUGAUAAGGUUUGUCAAGCGGGUGCGGGAGCUGAACGCUACCAUUCGCAUUGUGGUUGUUGCCGGCGUCGUUCAGGAUAAGUGUAUUUCCGGCGAAUCAUCCUUAAUCAACAGCCUUGCGCAUGAAAAGAAUGCCAGCCUUGUCACACUGCGCACUUCUACGACGAAAUUCACUGGAAUAGGUACUACGGACACCGGAAACCGCCUCUUCAACACGACGCAUCUCGCUUGA